Molecule: messenger RNA, 3191 nt
Organism: Pelobates fuscus (common spadefoot toad)
Lineage: Eukaryota; Metazoa; Chordata; Amphibia; Anura; Pelobatidae
Gene: S1PR1
Product: sphingosine-1-phosphate receptor 1
Exons: 2
Coding region: 559-1680 (373 amino acids)
Biological process (GO): angiogenesis; sphingosine-1-phosphate receptor signaling pathway; adenylate cyclase-activating G protein-coupled receptor signaling pathway
Cellular component (GO): cytoplasm; plasma membrane
Molecular function (GO): sphingosine-1-phosphate receptor activity
Source: RefSeq, a predicted model, not a curated record
GAGAGAAUGUGGGCCAUCUAGGGAGCUGUGUGCCAUGUAUUGCUUGUAGCAGGAAUUCUUGCAAAGAAUGCUGUGUCUCAUUGUCACGUUAGCUUCUGAAAAAGGACCAGCAAGCUAUGAGAGGAGGGAGGAGGGAGGAGCACGGGGUUUAGACUGAACUUUCAGGCCAUUCAUUGAGAGUCAGGGAAUGAAGGUGAAAGGAGUAGCAUCAGUCUGUGCCUGUGUUAAUUGAUUACUCAUUUUACACUGUACUGGAAAUACGUGGGAAUUCAGAAAAAAAAAAUCACAUCUGGAAACUGUGUGGAAUCCAGGGACACGAGGAUCUAAACCCAGACUGCCUGCUAUAUAAAAGUUUAAAUACGGAAUAUGGUUCUUUAAAACUGGAAGCGAAUUGGCUGGUUAGAAGACAGAGGAAUUUUGUGGACUGGGUAGCCUGUGGUUACAUCGACCACAAAAAUACAUUGACCUGGAAAGAAUUACAUUUCGCGCUGGUACCUUGGCCCAUUUUCUUUACAAAAGCACACCAUCUAGAGACCAUCUGGUGGAACUACAGCAACCAUGACUCCAACCAUGUUUCCUACCAAAAAGAGUUAUUACAACCACGACAUCAUCGUCAGACAUUACAACUACACAGGGAAAUAUAAAAGCAAUUUAAAUAAUGACAUCAAGUUAUCAUCCAUAAUCUUCAUUAUCAUCUGCUGCUUCAUCGUGCUCGAGAAUAUCCUGGUUCUUCUUACCAUCUGGAGAACCAAGAAGUUUCAUCGACCCAUGUACUAUUUCAUUGGCAACUUGGCUCUCUCGGAUCUCCUGGCUGGAGCGGCUUACACUGCCAACAUUCUGCUCUCUGGAUCAAACACUUACAACCUUACACCAGUUCAAUGGUUGGUACGAGAAGGGAGUAUGUUUGUGGCCCUCUCUGCUUCAGUGUUCAGCCUCCUAGCCAUCGCCAUUGAACGCUACAUUACAAUGUUAAAAAUGAAACCGCACAAUGGCAGCAAAAGCUCUAGGUCCUUUGGCCUCAUCAGUAUUUGUUGGCUUUUAUCUCUGUUUCUUGGUUUUCUGCCCAUCAUGGGUUGGAAUUGCAUUCCUGACAUGGAUUACUGCUCAACUGUACUUCCAUUAUAUCAUAAACAUUACAUUCUCUUCUGCACAACUGUUUUCUGCAUUCUUUUAAUGGCUAUUGUGGUUCUGUAUGCCAGAAUUUAUUUCUUGGUAAGAACACGCAGCAGGAGCCUAACCUUUAGGAGGAACUUUGCCAGAACCAGCAGGAGCUCGGAAAAGUCCAUGGCAUUACUCAAAACAGUCAUUAUUGUCCUCAGUGCAUUUAUUCUCUGUUGGUCCCCUCUCUUCAUCUUUCUCUUGCUUGAUUUUGGAUGUAAGGUUAGAGCUUGCCCUGUUUUGUUCAAAGCCGAGUACUUUUUGUCUCUUGCAGUUCUCAAUUCUGCAACAAACCCUAUUAUCUACACUCUUACUAACAGAGAGAUGAGAAGGGCUUUCCUAAAAAUGGCCUGUUGCUGUCAAUGCCCAGUUUUUAACAGUGGAGCAAAAGUCAAAAAGCCCAUUAUUACAGGAAUGGAGUUCAGCAGGAGUAAGUCAGAUAAUUCUUCCCACCCGCAGAAGGAUGAAGGGGAAUACCCUGUGACCCUUAUGUCUUCUGGAAAUGUGACCUCUUCUUCCUAGGACUUGUGAAGACUGAAAUUGGAUAUACCUUGUUGCAGUAUUGCAAGAACAUAAAGGGAAAAAUCAUCUCCUUCGUAAUCUGGAUAAUGCAUGGGCAUUUUGAUUCCAGAAAAGAUAGCAUUAGUUCUGAGUGGAGAUGCAAAGCACCUCAAGGAAGAUCUGAUAAUGAGUAGUGGAACUAUAAAGACUGUUGUUGUUACUCAUGGAACAAUUGGUCUAAGGGUCUGAGAGCACGUGCUUGGAUGGAAUGGGGAUUUAAAAAAAAAUAUUUACACAGACAAUUUGAGGUGCUUUGGUGUGGGAGUGAAAAUACGCCCAAUCCUAUGUGCGGCUCUUUAAUGUGAUUUGCUUAGCAUCACUUACCCAAAGCCACUAGGAUACAGCAUUUAUAUACUGACUUAUAGAAUAUGACUUUCUUGGAAAGAUGUAACGAAAAUAUGGGUUCUCCUUUAAUCCGUGGGUCAACAUUCUCUAUUUUGUUCCUAUAGAAGAGUAUUCACUGAUAUCUGUAAAAGAAAUGGCUUGCGGCUUUAGAGCAGAUGGUAGUUACUGAAAGUUAGAACUUGGAACCUCAAUGGGUCACAACCAAGUAGAAGGUAGAUUAGUUUCCUGGCCCACAUGUAUUACAUAUUUUUGUAGGUUCUUCAUAGAGUAAACAUACGUUGACAUGGGAUAAUAAAUUAUAUCUGGCCAAGAGUAAUUAAGAUAAACUAAACCACACAACUAUUGUAUUUGAAUAAAAUAAUUAGAUUUGCUAUCUUUCAUUUGCCCCAUGCUAUAAAUGUAAUUCCCUCUAUGUAUCUACUUAUGAUUGAAUUCAUUAUGGUAGAACUGAUGGAAAAAUCAUUAAGCAGAAUAAUUUAUAAAGAGGAGAGCCUUCACUCCAGUGAAAGAAUCUCUCCACCUCCCAUAUUCCUCUUCUAUAUGUAAAAUAUAAAAUACUCUAACAAAACAUAGGAACAUGAUUAUUUUUUUUCUCACAUGAGUAAGCACUUCCCAAACUUUAAGCAAGUUAUUUUUGUUAAAGCCAGCAAAGAUUUUUUUUUUUUAUCUGAUAAAGUCCAUAUCCAGGCAAUUCGAGUUCUUCUAGAUGAUAUUAGGUGCCAUCUCCCAUGGUACCCUACAACUCUUAAACUGUAGCACCCAUCAUUAAGCAUUUUUGCUACUUAUAGAACAUUUUAAAAAUGAUCCUAGUACGUAAAGUGGAAUGAAUCUUUAUUAAACUGGUCUAAAAGAAAGCUUUCCUAUAACUAGCUAUCUAGAAAUAACACGGUUAAUUCAGUAAAAUUAAUUAACCAAUUAAUUAGGCAACCUAACGCCCCAGUGGUGAGAAUUGCAGAGAUGAAUUUAUUUAUUUAUGUUUUUUUAUUGAUGAGACACUUUUUUUGAACAGACUUUAAUGUAAAUCUCCUGUUGCAAUGCAUUGCUGCCAAACACAUUUUUACAACAUUCUCUUUUAACAGCUGCCAUUGGGCCAUACAAUCUUACAAUAAAAUAUUCCAUUUGAAAAA